GGGACCCGCGCCGCGCGGCUGGGGAGGAAGCGCCAGACGCCUGGGGCCCACGCCGUCCGCGGGAAAAGGGCAAGGUGCUGGGUUUUCCAGCAGCAACCUUUGGACCCCGCGAUCCAGUAGCUCCGGUAACUCCACGCGGGGCGCCUGGGUGGAGGAGCCGGUCCUGGAGUACGGCUGCGAGGAGCACCCGGACCGGAGGGUCCCCAGACCGGGACCCCCGAGUCAGGGAGGAUUCUACGCCAGGGAGCGCCCCAGACUGAGAGCGACCCAGACCGCUACACUCCCGGACCCAGAGCUUCGCCCGACCGCUGGCGGUGCCCACCUGCAGCCUCCACUGGCCGGGGUUAGCAGCCAGGAGCUGCCAGACGCCUGACAUUCUUCUUUCUGUUCCUACUUUUUUUCUGUCUUCUUUUUUUUUUUUUUUUUCUUUUGUAGCCCUCUCUGGGUGCCUUAUCUCUUUAAUCACACCUCUCUUUCACUUUCCACGGUAGUCAGGAGGCGGGGAUCGCUGCUUCUCACCUACUUUCUGAACUUGGCCCCCGCAGUCGCGACCUGGCGUGAAGGAGGAGCUGCCGCCCCCGCCCCAGCCUCGGGGACGCCUCUCUGAAGAGAAGCCAUUUAAAGCAGAAUCCAAACCAUGAAUUGUAGAGAAUUACCCUUGACCCUUUGGGUGCUUAUAUUUGUAAGCACUGCAGAAUCUUGUACUUCACGUCCCCACAUUACUGUGGUUGAAGGGGAACCUUUCUAUCUGAAACAUUGCUCGUGUUCACUUGCACAUGAGAUUGAAACAACCACCAAAAGCUGGUACAAAAGCAGUGGAUCACAGGAACAUGUGGAGCUGAACCCAAGGAGUUCCUCGAGAAUUGCUUUGCAUGAUUGUGUUUUGGAGUUUUGGCCAGUUGAGUUGAAUGACACAGGAUCUUACUUUUUCCAAAUGGAAAAUUAUACUCAGAAAUGGAAAUUAAAUGUCAUCAGAAGAAAUAAACAGAGCUGUUUCACUGAAAGACAAGUAACUAGUAAAAUUGUGGAAGUUAAAAAAUUUUUUCAGAUAACCUGUGAAAACAGUUACUAUCAAACACUGGUCAACAGCACAUCGUUGUAUAAGAACUGUAAAAAGCUACUACUGGAGAACAAUAAAAACCCAACGAUAAAGAAGAAUGCCGAGUUUGAAGAUCAGGGGUAUUACUCCUGCGUGCAUUUCCUUCAUCAUAAUGGAAAACUCUUUAACAUCACCAAAACCUUCAAUAUAACAAUAGUGGAAGAUCGCAGUAAUAUAGUUCCGGUUCUUCUUGGACCAAAGCUUAACCAUGUUGCAGUGGAAUUAGGAAAAAAUGUAAGGCUCAACUGCUCUGCUUUGCUGAAUGAAGAGGAUGUAAUUUAUUGGAUGUUCGGGGAAGAAAAUGGAUCGGAUCCUAAUAUACAUGAAGAGAAAGAAAUAAGAAUUAUGACUCCAGAAGGCAAAUGGCAUGCUUCAAAAGUAUUGAGAAUUGAAAAUAUUGGUGAAAGCAAUCUAAAUGUUUUAUAUAAUUGCACUGUGGCCAGCACGGGAGGCACAGACACCAAAAGCUUCAUCUUGGUGAGAAAAGACAUGGCUGAUAUCCCAGGCCACGUCUUCACAAGAGGAAUGAUCAUAGCUGUUUUGAUCUUGGUGGCAGUAGUGUGCCUAGUGACUGUGUGUGUCAUUUAUAGAGUUGACUUGGUUCUAUUUUAUAGACAUUUAACGAGAAGAGAUGAAACAUUAACAGAUGGAAAAACAUAUGAUGCUUUUGUGUCUUACCUAAAAGAAUGCCGACCUGAAAAUGGAGAGGAGCACACCUUUGCUGUGGAGAUUUUGCCCAGGGUGUUGGAGAAACAUUUUGGGUAUAAGUUAUGCAUAUUUGAAAGGGACGUAGUGCCUGGAGGAGCUGUUGUUGAUGAAAUCCACUCACUGAUAGAGAAAAGCCGAAGACUAAUCAUUGUCCUAAGUAAAAGUUAUAUGUCUAAUGAGGUCAGGUAUGAACUUGAAAGUGGACUCCAUGAAGCAUUGGUGGAAAGAAAAAUUAAAAUAAUCUUAAUUGAAUUUACACCUGUUACUGACUUCACAUUCUUGCCCCAAUCACUAAAACUUUUGAAAUCUCACAGAGUUCUGAAGUGGAAGGCCGAUAAAUCUCUUUCUUAUAACUCAAGGUUCUGGAAGAACCUUCUUUACUUAAUGCCUGCAAAAACAGUCAAGCCAGGUAGAGACGAAUCGGAAGUCUUGCCUGUUCUUUCAGAGUCUUAAUCUUCAGAAACAGUGAAUGCCAAAAAGAACUCAAGAUAUUCUGGGGACUGGGCAUAUGAACCUGUUCAUAACAAAGACUGUGACUCGAAACAUUUAACUUUGUAAAACUCUUGCUCACAAUUUGAAGAUGAAACUUGUCAUUAGGUUGGCGGGAAUAAGACUAAAGAUUGCGCUGUGGGCUGUGGUCACGUGCUCCCAGAAGACCUGGAAUUCAAAAGAAAUGGAGCUAUUCUUUUUCUCCCUCUUUCAUAACUGGAUGCAGCUGCUCAUACUCAAUCCCAUAUUCAGCAAGUGUGAAGCCGGGCAUGAUGCAAAAUAACCGAUGCCCUACAAAAAGGGUGCAUCUUUAAGAGUUGUAAUGCCAGUGCUUAAUUUGAAUGAGGGGAUUUUAAGUGUCUGAAGAGGCAUUUUCUAGGGACCAGUGGGUGACUGAGUAACUGAAAUGCUGCUUUCACUCCCUAACACCAUGGAUCUGGUUGUGCAUAGGAUGUGGGAGGAGGGGCUGGCAGGGCCGCCUUCAGAGGCUGCAGGGCCUCAGCCUCAGGAUGCAUUUAAUGUAUCCUGGCCACAGUUGCAGCCAACGGUUCUUGAAAGAUCAGUAAGGCCCUGCAACGUAGAGCCUGCUUAUGUGGAUCUACUUAUGGGAACUUCUUAAAAGGACCCCAGAAUAGCUCUUUAUCUUUCACAAGAGACACAAAUUCUAAUUGAGUUAAUUAUCAGGGCCUUUCACUUUUGAUGAUCUGAAACAUUUGUUGAUUUUGUGUGAAUGUUUAUAUCAAAAUGUUUGCCAGGUUGUAUUAGCCAUUGAAUAGCAAAAAACUGAUAGUUACUGGCUUGUUUUUUAAAAAUUACAUAUUAAAAAUGCCCUUGGCAUAAGGCAGCAUGGUGUGGCAUUUAAGAGAUGGGCUGUGCAGCCCAUCCUGAGCUCCAGUCCUGAGUUUGCUACUUACUUCUGUGGCCUCUGGAACCUUAUCCAACCUCUUGGUGCUUCAGUUUCCUCGUCUGUGAAAUUAGAAUUUAUAAUAAUUGUACCUACCUCCCAGGGGUAACUAAAUGAAUAAAUAUAAUAAAGUACUUACGGUGGUUCCUGACACAGACUCAGCACUCCGUCAGUGUUGCCAUGACUAUUUUUAUUAUCAUUAUUAAUGAUUACUUAGAUCAAUUAUUUAGCAGUGGACUAAUGGAAGCUACAGAGCAGGGAAGGGAAGCAGAUCUAGGGAGGAAGGCAGUUUUGAUUUGAGGAGGUUUGCACAUGUAGAGAAGCAUAUUGGAGAAGCAUAUCCAGAGGGCAAAAGAUAUCUCUCCAUUGUACAUCUGCCUCUUUUGACGUUGGAAGACACAUGUCUUACUCCCUAAAGGGAGCCCAGCACUGGGAGACUUCUUGAUGAUCUCAAAAAUAAUAGCCAUUCAAGAAAAUCACCAAGUGACUGUGAAACCGUCAGUUCAGAAGGCUGGUUAGAACAUGUGGGAGCAACAUGAAUGUUCUACAAAAGUUUAAAGCAGAGAUUGUUUCAAAUGGAUGUAGUAGAUAUUACUGAAAACCAAAAAAGCGUGAGAUUGUCAGUGUAAGAAUGUGAUUUAAUGUUUGUAGUGCUUACAAUUUUGUGUACCAACUGGAUGACUAAAAAGAGUAAAAUAAUUUAAUUAAUAGCUCAUAUUUUAUGUGUGAAAACAUGUUAGUGAACAUAUAUAAUCAAAAUAGAUUUCAUUGCUAUUGCAUAGUCUCUAAUACAUAGAAUGAUUUUGCUUUUCUCUUUUAUUAUACUUGCUUUAAAAUACUUGAAUAUAUUUUGUAUUACAUGCAUUUCAAGUUAAAUGUCUUAAAUGUAUACAUUAGAUGUGUGUUUUAAAAUGCAUAAAAUACAUUGAAAUACAUUAA
Messenger RNA from Gorilla gorilla gorilla (western lowland gorilla), 4139 nucleotides. It is a transcript of the gene IL18R1, whose product is annotated as interleukin 18 receptor 1. The transcript has 11 exons. Gene Ontology annotation, biological process: positive regulation of type II interferon production; interleukin-18-mediated signaling pathway. The coding region runs from base 638 to 2260 and encodes 540 amino acids. Lineage: Eukaryota; Metazoa; Chordata; Mammalia; Primates; Hominidae. The record is from RefSeq and is a predicted model, not a curated record. Gene Ontology annotation, molecular function: interleukin-18 receptor activity; interleukin-18 binding; interleukin-1 receptor activity.